CUCUCUCUGUCUCUGUCCCUGUCUCUGUCUCUCUCCUCCUCCAUCCCGCCCCUUCUCUUUCUGUUUGUUCCCCACAGGCAGUGUGCACUGGCGGCCCUGAAGGAUGUCCACGAUUACCUUGGCCACGAGGAAGGUCACGUAGCGGUUUUCGACGCCACCAAUACUACCCGGGAAAGACGGUCACUCAUUCUGCAGUUCGCCAAGGAGCAUGGGUACAAGGUGUUCUUCAUCGAGUCCAUCUGCAAUGACCCAGACAUCAUUGAGGAGAACAUCACACAAGUCAAGCUGAGCAGCCCAGAUUACAAGGACUGUGACCGGGAGAAGGUGGUAGAAGACUUCCUGAAGAGAAUCGAGUGCUAUGAGAUGAACUACCAGCCCAUUGACGAGGAGCUGGACAG
Molecule: messenger RNA, 398 nt
Organism: Gracilinanus agilis (Agile Gracile Mouse Opossum)
Lineage: Eukaryota; Metazoa; Chordata; Mammalia; Didelphimorphia; Didelphidae
Product: 6-phosphofructo-2-kinase/fructose-2,6-bisphosphatase 1-like
Exons: 4
Biological process (GO): fructose metabolic process; fructose 2,6-bisphosphate metabolic process
Cellular component (GO): 6-phosphofructo-2-kinase/fructose-2,6-biphosphatase complex; cytosol
Molecular function (GO): fructose-2,6-bisphosphate 2-phosphatase activity; 6-phosphofructo-2-kinase activity; ATP binding
Source: RefSeq, a predicted model, not a curated record